Panicum hallii is the source of this 1597-nucleotide messenger RNA. Its product is annotated as magnesium-chelatase subunit ChlI, chloroplastic. The coding region runs from base 107 to 1378 and encodes 423 amino acids. Gene Ontology annotation, cellular component: chloroplast stroma. Lineage: Eukaryota; Viridiplantae; Streptophyta; Magnoliopsida; Poales; Poaceae. The transcript has 3 exons. Gene Ontology annotation, biological process: chlorophyll biosynthetic process. Gene Ontology annotation, molecular function: ATP hydrolysis activity; magnesium chelatase activity; ATP binding. The record is from RefSeq and is a predicted model, not a curated record.
CCUCCAAUCGCAGCACCCCUCGAGGAUCGCGCGGCUUAUCCCCUAGCCCACCCAUCUCCUCCUAUCCCCUUUCCUCCUCCUCGCCUUCCACGCAGCCUUCCCAUCCAUGCCCCUCCUCCCCACCACCAUGGCCUCCCCAUUCUCCACCUUCUCCCCCACCUCCGCCGCGAGGGCCCUCCUCCCGGCCUCGACCUCCCGCCCUCUCGCCCUCACCGCCGCAGCCUCCUCAGGGCGCAUUCCGCCGUCCAGGAAGGGGCUCGGGUUCCGCCGCGGCCGGUUCACCAUCUGCAAUGUCGCCGCCCCCACCGCCGCCGAGCAGGAGGCGAAGGCGUCGAGCGGCAAGGAGAGCCAGCGCCCCGUGUACCCGUUCGCGGCGAUCGUGGGGCAGGACGAGAUGAAGCUCUGCCUGCUGCUCAACGUCAUCGACCCCAAGAUCGGCGGCGUCAUGAUCAUGGGCGACAGGGGCACCGGCAAGUCCACCACCGUGCGCUCCCUCGUCGACCUGCUCCCGGACAUCCGCGUCGUCAUCGGCGAUCCCUUCAACUCCGACCCGGACGACCCGGAGGUCAUGGGCCCCGAGGUCCGCGAGCGGGUCCUCCAGGGGGACACCAGCCUCCCCGUCACCACCGCCAAGAUCACCAUGGUCGACCUGCCCCUCGGCGCCACCGAGGACAGGGUCUGCGGCACCAUCGACAUCGAGAAGGCGCUCACAGAGGGCGUCAAGGCCUUCGAGCCGGGCCUGCUCGCCAAGGCCAACAGGGGGAUACUCUACGUCGACGAGGUCAAUCUGCUGGACGACCACCUCGUCGACGUGCUGCUGGAUUCUGCCGCGUCGGGGUGGAACACGGUGGAGAGGGAGGGUAUCUCCAUAUCCCACCCCGCCCGGUUCAUCCUCAUCGGCUCUGGUAACCCGGAGGAAGGGGAGCUCCGGCCGCAGCUGCUGGACAGGUUCGGGAUGCACGCGCAGGUCGGUACGGUCAGGGACGCCGAGCUCAGGGUGAAAAUCGUGGAAGAGAGGGCUCGGUUCGACAGAGACCCAAAGGCCUUCCGUGACUCCUACAAAGAGGAGCAGGAGAAGCUCCAGGACCAGAUCUCAUCCGCACGGAGUAACCUUGGUGCCGUGCAGAUCGACCAUGACCUCCGUGUCAAGAUAUCCAAGGUGUGCUCUGAGUUGAAUGUUGAUGGGCUUAGAGGUGAUAUUGUCACAAACAGGGCUGCCAAGGCGUUGGCCUCAUUGAAAGGAAGGGACAAGGUCACAGUGGAGGACAUUGCUACUGUCAUUCCAAACUGCUUGAGGCAUCGGCUCCGGAAGGAUCCGCUCGAAUCCAUUGACUCGGGUUUGCUCGUCAUUGAGAAGUUUUACGAAGUCUUUAGCUAGAAUGUUCUUGAGGUAAAUGUCCUCAGUCGCAAAUUUUGGCCGGAGGCCUCCUGUUCUGCUGUUAUAAUGUUAUCUGGAUAUCAAUUUUGUGCGGCUAACAUCAUAAUGUAGAAUCCAUUGGAACGCAUGUUAUGAACUGAGGAUGCUUUAUGCAUUUUGGUCUUCCUUGUAACUCAAAUCUUGUAGUGAUUGAACUGAAGUAGAGCAUAAUUUCCGCUA